Molecule: messenger RNA, 3529 nt
Organism: Peromyscus californicus insignis
Lineage: Eukaryota; Metazoa; Chordata; Mammalia; Rodentia; Cricetidae
Gene: Pak4
Product: p21 (RAC1) activated kinase 4
Exons: 10
Coding region: 941-2719 (592 amino acids)
Biological process (GO): protein phosphorylation; intracellular signal transduction; regulation of MAPK cascade
Cellular component (GO): cytoplasm
Molecular function (GO): ATP binding; protein serine/threonine kinase activity
Source: RefSeq, a predicted model, not a curated record
CGGUCCCACAGCCUCUCCGGACUUCUUGGUUGCUCUGCUGUAAAGGAGGCCUGCUAAAGUGGCUGACCUGUGCUGGGCAGGGAUGAAGCAGGAGGACUUGGGCAUGAGCGUAUCAGCUCCUGCAGGCUUAGCGUGGCAUAUUGGUCCCAGCCUCCACACCACCAUUGCUCCUAUCAUCCAUCUCUCCACUUUCAGCUCCCCUGCUUAUACCACUUGCUACAGUCGCACCCAGGGGAGAGAAAGGGGAUGGGGCCCACCAGGCUCUCUAGAUACACCCCACCUCGGAGAACCCACGUGCAGCCCUCAACCCAUCUGUAACACAGCCCACCCUGAGGUCUCCAGAGGCGCUCUCCUGUAUCUAGCUCCUCCCCCAUUGUUUCCAACCCAUUGGUCCAGUCGCGGCUCUGGUGUGCAGCCUAGAUAAGCCCUGCUUUCCUGGGCCCCUGUUAUCCAACCUGUGUGUGGAGGGGGAGUUAGGAUGGGUGUGCCUGUUGUAGUGGAGGCAAGUCCUGCUGACCAGGCUGUGCCUGGGGUCCCUGCCAACCCUCCCCUCUGUCCCUCAGCUAUGGGCCACCCUCCCGGGCCUACUGGCUCCAGCCCCACCUCCCGCCUCCCUGCUUCCCGCCCUCUGUGGGUGGGAGCCACAGCCCCAGUUGAGCUGUUCCGAGCUAGACUGUGUCCCCACGAGUGCUAGAGAGCUUUGGUUGCAGAGCCAGCUGGCCAGUCUGAGGGUGCCCUGAAGCCUGUCCCUGCCCUUUGCACUGGGAGCUCUGGCCAUCAGGAAGCAGAAAGAGAAUGGUGGAGAUGAGUAACUCAAAGCCCCGGGAGGAGACGUCACCCACGCAAGGGUGUUUCUAGCCCAGCCAACUUGAGACCAGGUGCCUGUGAGAGCCCCAGCCAGCCACCGCUCACACACUUGCUGUGCGCAGGCCCUGGAACCAUGUUUGGAAAGAAGAAGAAGCGGGUGGAGAUCUCGGCCCCAUCCAACUUUGAGCAUCGCGUGCACACAGGCUUUGACCAGCAUGAGCAGAAGUUCACAGGGCUGCCCCGCCAGUGGCAGAGCCUGAUUGAAGAGUCAGCACGCCGACCCAAGCCCCUUAUCGACCCCGCCUGCAUCACCUCCAUCCAGCCUGGAGCCUCCAAGACUAUCGUGCGGGGCAGCAAAGGUGCCAAGGAUGGGGCCCUCACACUGCUGCUCGACGAGUUUGAGAACAUGUCGGUGACGCGCUCCAACUCCCUGCGCAGAGACAGCCCGCCUCCACCACCUGCCCGUGCCCACCAGGAGAAUGGAAUGCUGGAGGAGCGGGCAGCCCCGGCCAGAAUGGCCCCUGACAAGGCUGGAGGCAGAGGCCGGGCCGCAGGCCACAGCGAGGCAGGCAGUGCUGACAGACGGCGGGUGGGGCCAGAGAAGAGGCCCAAGUCCUCGAGGGAGGGCCCAGGAGGGCCCCAGGAGGCCUCCCGAGAUAAGCGCCCCCUCUCUGGGCCUGAUGUUAGUACCCCCCAGCCUGCCAGUCUGGCCAGCGGGGCGAAACUAGCAGCUGGCAGGCCCUUUAACACAUACCCGCGGGCUGACACGGACCACCCACCCCGGGGUGCCCAGGGGGAGCCACACAGUGCGGCCCCUAAUGGGCCGUCAGCCACAGGCAUGGCUGCCCCUCAGUCUUCAUCCUCCUCCCGGCCUCCCACCCGAACCCGUGGUGCUCCCAGCCCAGGAGUGCUGGGCCCCCAUGCCUCUGAGCCCCAACUGGCCCCCCCAGCACGUGCCCCUGCUGCCCCUGCUGCACCCCCUGCCCCUGGGCCCCCUGGGCCUCGCUCACCACAGCGGGAGCCCCAACGAGUGUCCCAUGAGCAGUUCCGGGCUGCUCUGCAGCUGGUAGUGGACCCGGGGGACCCACGUUCCUAUCUAGAUAACUUCAUCAAGAUCGGCGAGGGCUCUACAGGUAUCGUGUGCAUAGCCACCGUGCGCAGCUCAGGCAAACUGGUGGCCGUCAAGAAGAUGGACCUGCGCAAGCAGCAAAGACGUGAGCUGCUCUUUAAUGAGGUGGUGAUCAUGAGGGACUACCGGCAUGAGAACGUGGUGGAGAUGUACAACAGCUACCUGGUGGGUGACGAGCUCUGGGUGGUCAUGGAAUUCUUGGAGGGAGGCGCUCUCACGGAUAUCGUCACCCACACCAGGAUGAACGAGGAACAGAUUGCCGCUGUGUGCCUGGCUGUGCUGCAGGCGCUGUCUGUGCUCCACGCCCAGGGCGUCAUCCACCGAGACAUCAAGAGUGACUCCAUCUUGCUGACCCACGAUGGCCGGGUGAAGCUGUCCGACUUCGGGUUCUGCGCCCAGGUGAGCAAGGAGGUGCCGAGGAGGAAGUCACUGGUAGGCACACCCUACUGGAUGGCCCCAGAGCUGAUCUCCCGCCUUCCCUACGGGCCAGAGGUAGACAUCUGGUCACUGGGGGUGAUGGUGAUCGAGAUGGUGGAUGGGGAGCCCCCCUACUUCAAUGAGCCACCCCUCAAAGCCAUGAAGAUGAUCCGGGACAACCUGCCACCCCGACUGAAGAACCUGCACAAGGCAUCGCCAUCUCUGAAAGGCUUCCUGGACCGCCUGCUGGUGCGUGACCCAGCCCAGCGGGCCACUGCUGCUGAGCUGCUGAAGCACCCUUUCCUCACCAAGGCGGGGCCACCGGCCAGCAUUGUACCCCUCAUGCGCCAGCACCGAACCAGAUGAGCCGGAGCCUGGUCCCCAACCAAAGAGCCCUGGGCCACCCUGCCCAGCAGAGGCCAGUAGGGGGCCGAUGCGCUCCUGCAGCCAGCCCAUGAGACACCGUGGGCAGCCACCAUCACUGUGCUGGGGGUUUCGUGGGACCCAACUGCUGAAGUCCGGUUUGGGUUCCAUGACUGUUAAAGCAGCACCAGGACAUGUGGGAGCAAGUGAGGCUCCCUGGUCCCUCACCCUCCAGGACAGGCCCCUCCCCUGUGCUCAGUCCACAGGAGAGCAGGCGGCAGCCCCAUCACUGGAAAUCUGCAUCAGGGGUCACUGGGGACAGAGAUGAUGCUGUGAGAAAGGUGCGUGUGUAAAGAGUGUGUGUGUGUGUGUGUGUGUGUGUGUGUGUGUGUGUGUGUGUGUGCCCAGAAAGUCCAGCUCCUCUGUCCUCAGUCUGCAAGGGGGAUCUCAGGCCUUGCCUGGUGCCCAGCCCCUGACCCUGAGCCAUUGAAGGGUCAAUCAUGAAUGUUUGAAGAGUGGCCUUUUCCCAGAGCCCCACACCCUCUUUCCACAGGAGAGUCAGGUUGGGGCCUCGCCUCCCCCAACCUCUGCAGCUAAUGACUACUGCACCUGGACAGCCUCCAUUUUCUAGAAGUCUAUUUAUAUUGUCAUUUUAUAACACUAGCUGUGUCUUAACCUGGGCACAGAUGAUCCCUGACCUGUGGGGUGGCCCGGAGACAGAGCCACUUUUGAAGAAUCAGGCUCCUGUCCCCCAUCCCGCCGCCCCUCCCUCCAGUUAGUUUUACAAUUAAAACAUUUUCUUGUUUUGUGGUA